This is a messenger RNA of Durio zibethinus, 6631 nucleotides long. NCBI's taxonomy places the organism in Eukaryota, Viridiplantae, Streptophyta, Magnoliopsida, Malvales, Malvaceae. The record is from RefSeq and is a predicted model, not a curated record.
AACUUUGUUUAUGUUUGGGUACUUAGAAAGUGAAGUGAAGGUGAAGAAAAUGGAAAAAGAUGACAUUUUUAAAUUCUGGGUAUUUGUUUUUUCCCUAAAUUUUUUUAAAAAACUGCGUUUUUACAAUUUUUGAGUUCAGUUUUCAUUUGUUUUUUGGUUUGUUACUGGAAAUGUUAGACAUUGUAACUUUUCUUCAUUCUAUUGGGAACCAAGCAAAGUUUCAACUUUUAGACUCUUUGUUAACUCGUUUGCAAAACCCCAUGUGCUGGGUUUCUUUGUUUUUUUCGGGGUUAUUUAAUUGAGGUAGACUAAAAAGAAGAGACUUUUGAGUUUUGUCUUACAGUUUAAAGCAAGAGAUAUGGAGGAAAAUUCUUCACCUAUUAUUUCAGAUGCUGAGAUAAAUCGCAUAAGGUUCGGCUUGGCAAGUCAUAAAGAAAUUCUUACAGCAUCCGUCAGUGGCUUUCCUAUUAACCAUCAUAGUCAGUUCUCAAAUUCCUACCUUGGUUUGCCCCUCGAAUUUGGAAAAUGUAAUGCAUGUGGUACUUCUGAACCUGGAAAAUGCGAAGGUCAUUUUGGAUAUAUUGAAUUACCAAUUCCAAUAUAUCAUCCGAGCCAUAUCAGUGAAUUAAAGCGAUUGUUGAGUUUGCUAUGCUUGAAGUGCUUAAAAAUGAAGAACAAGUUUCAGAUUAAAAGUGGCAGUGUUGCUGAAAGAUUGUUAGCAUCCUGUUGUGAGAAUGCUCCGCAAAUUUCAAUCAAAGAGGUUAAAACAACAGAUGGUGCUUGUUAUUUGGAGUUGAAGCAGCCAUCUAGACAUGCAAAACCUAACUGGAAUUUUUUAGAGAGAUACGGUUUCCGCUAUGGUGACCAUCAUACUCGAACUUUGCUGCCUUGUGAGGUGAUGGAAAUACUCAAAAGAAUUCCUGCUGAGACAAGACGAAAGCUUUCUGGGAAAGGGUUCUCCCCACAGGAGGGAUAUAUUUUGCGGUAUUUGCCUGUUCCACCUAAUUGUUUGUCCGUCCCAGAUGUUUCUGAUGGUGUUAGCAUCAUGUCCUCAGAUCUUUCUACGGCAAUGCUGAAAAAGGUUCUGAAGCAAGUUGAGAUCAUCAAAAGCUCAAGGUCCGGCACCCCAAAUUUUGAAUCUCAUGAAGUUGAAGCUAAUGAUUUGCAAUCUGCAGUUGAGCAAUAUCUUCAAGUUAGGGGUACUGUUAAAGCAUCUCGCAAUAUAGAUGCACGAUAUGGAAUUAGCAAAGAUGUUAGUGAUUCUUCAACAAAGGCAUGGCUGGAGAAAAUGAGAACAUUGUUCAUUAGAAAGGGUUCAGGAUUCUCUUCACGCAGUGUGAUUACUGGUGAUCCAUACAAAAAGGUGAAUGAAAUUGGCAUUCCAUCUGAAAUCGCUCAGAGAAUUACUUUCGAGGAGAGGGUUAACAUGCACAACAUGAGAUAUUUGCAAAAUCUGGUAGAUAAUAAGUUGUGUUUGACCUACAGAGAUGGUUCUUCUACAUAUUCAUUGAGGGAGGGUUCAAAGGGGCAUACCUUUUUGAGACCUGGUCAGGUGGUACAUCGGCGAAUUAUGGAUGGGGACAUUGUUUUCAUAAAUAGGCCCCCAACCACACAUAAGCAUUCAUUGCAGGCACUUUCAGUAUAUGUGCAUGAUGAUCACACGGUGAAGAUAAAUCCUCUAAUCUGUGGCCCAUUAAGUGCUGAUUUUGAUGGAGACUGUAUUCACUUGUUCUACCCUCAGUCUUUACCUGCAAAAGCAGAAGUUUUUGAGCUCUUUUCUGUGGAGAAGCAGUUGCUUAGCUCUCAUAGUGGCAAACUGAAUUUGCAGUUGGCCACUGAUUCAUUGUUGUCACUGAGAGUUAUGCUUCAGACAUUUUUGUUCAAAAAGGCUGAUGCUCAACAAUUGUCAAUGUUUCUCUCUUCAGCUUUGCCACAGCCUGCUUUAUGGAAGGGUAAUCUUGUUGCUCCUUGUUGGACAGCUUUUCAAAUUCUGCAGACUGCUUUUCCUGCCUGCCUAGACUGCUCUGGUGACAAAUACUUAAUUGGCAAAAGUGAUAUAUUGAAAGUUGAUUUCAAUAAGGACCUCAUGCAGUCUGUCAUCAAUGAGGUCACGGCAUCUAUUUUCUUUGAGAAGGGUCCAAAAGAGGUUCUUAACUUCUUUGAUUCUCUACAGCCUUUAUUGAUGGAGAAUAUCUUUGCGGAAGGCUUCACUGUUAGUCUAGGGGAUUUUUCUGUGUCCAGGGAAGUUAUAGAAAAUAUUCAGAAAGAUAUCCAGGUUAUUUCUCCUUUGCUUUAUCAGUUAAGAUCUACAUAUAAUGAAUUAGUUGAGUUACAAAUGGAGAAUCACAUCCAAGUAGCCAAAGCACCAGUUGCAGAUUUCAUACUAAAAUCAUCUGCCUUGGGUGAUUUAAUUGACUCUAAGAGUGAUUCUGCUGUCAAUAAGGUUGUUCAGCAGAUUGGAUUCUUGGGACUACAACUUUCUGAUAAAGGAAAAUUCUACUCAAAGACUUUGGUUGAAGAUGUAGCAUACCAAUUUCAAAGCAUAUAUCCUUCUGAUGGUGUCGAUUAUCCUUCUGCUGAGUUUGGACUAAUUAAGAGUUGCUUUUUCCGUGGGCUGGAUCCGUAUGAGGGCUUGGUUCAUUCAAUCUCUACUAGAGAAGUCAUGGUUCGCUCCACAAGAGGAUUGUCUGAACCUGGGACCUUGUUUAAGAAUUUGAUGGCCAUCCUUCGUGAUGUUGUUAUUUGUUAUGAUGGCACGGUUAGAAACAUCAGUAGCAAUUCAAUAAUUCAAUUUCAAUAUGGGUUGAGUGCCAGAACUAGACCACAAUUCCCUGCUGGUGAACCUGUCGGUGUCUUAGCUGCUACUGCAAUGUCAAAUCCAGCAUAUAAAGCAGUUCUUGAUUCAACUCCUAGUAGUAAUUCUUCUUGGGAACUUAUGAAGGAAAUAUUGCUUUGCAAAGCCAGUUUCAAGAAUGACCUGAUUGACCGACGAGUGAUCCUGUAUUUGAAAGAUUGUGAUUGUGGGAGAAAGUAUUGCCAAGAAAAUGCAGCAUAUCUUGUUAAGAAUCAAUUGAGAAAAGUCAAACUCAAAGAUACUGCAAUAGAGUUCAUCAUCGAAUACAGGCAGCAGCAAUCUGUAUCAGAAAUUGAGGCAGGCCUUGUUGGUCACAUCCUCCUCGAUAAGGCUCUAUUGAAGGAGUUAAAUAUUAGUAUGCAAGAGGUUUAUAUGAAGUGCCAAGAAACCAUUAACUCCUUUCGUAAGAAGAAAAAGACUGCUGAAACUUUUAGGAGGACAGAUUUGUUUGUAAGUGAAUUUUGUUCUAUCCAGCAAUCCUUUGUGGACAAGUGGUUUGAAAUGCCAUGCUUGAUGUUCUUUUGCCGAAAUACAAUCGAUGAUCAUCUAGAUAGUACUAUACAAAUCCUGGCUGACAUCAUCUACCCUGUUCUUCUAGAAACAGUCAUCAAGGGUGACGCCUGUAUCUGUUCAGCAAAUAUUAUCUGGGUUAGCCCUGAUACAACAACUUGGAUAAGAAACCCUAGCAAGACUCAGAAGGGAGAAUUGGCUUUGGAUGUUGUUCUGGAGAAAUCUGCUGUGAAGCAGAAUGGUGAUGCCUGGAGGACUGUCAUAGAUUGUUGUCUUCCAGUACUAAAUUUAAUUGACACCCAGAGGUCUAUACCUUACGCGAUGAAGCAAGUUCAGGAAUUGCUUGGCAUUUCUUGUGCUUUUGAACAAGCAGUACAGCGUCUCUCCAUUUCAGUGUCAAUGGUGUCAAGAGGUGUUCUAAAGGAACACCUCAUGCUCUUAGCAAACAGCAUGACAUGUGCUGGAAAUUUGAUUGGCUUCAACUCUGGUGGUUAUAAAGCAUUAUCUCGCUCAUUGAAAAUUCAAGUGCCAUUUACUGAAGCAACACUGUUUACACCAAGAAAGUGCUUUGAAAGAGCUGCUGAAAAAUGUUAUGAUGAUUCUUUGUCAAGCAUAGUUGCAUCCUGUUCUUGGGGUAAAAAUGUGGCUGUUGGAACAGGGUCACGGUUUGACAUCCUGUGGGAUCGGAAGGAGGUUGGAUUUGAUCAAACGAGUGGAAUGGAUGUCUACAACUUUCUGCACAUGGUCAGUGGUGUUGGUGGAACCAAUCCUGACACUGCUUGCCUAGGUGAAGAAGUUGAUGACUUGAUGGACAUAGAUGAAGUCGCAGAUUGGAGCUUGUCUCCAGACAAUAACACUGGUUUGGAUAAGCCAGUGUUUGAGGAUGCGGCUGAUUUUGAGAAUAAUUUAGACUAUCAGCCAGCUGAGUCAAAUUGGGAAAAAGUUGUGUCUUCAGACAAGGGGUCUGAUGCUGGUUGGGAUGCUUUGUCUGCAUGGAAUAAAAAGGCUGAGGAUGGUGACAAUUUUGCUGCAGCUGUGACCAGUUCAAAGAAACAAACUGAGUGGGGUGAUUGGGGGACAAUCAAAUCUAAAUCACAAGAUGUUGUCUCUCCUAAAGUGGAUGGAACUUGUAGGAAAGAUUUAACCGAAUUGUCGGGUUGGGGAAUGGAAAAGUCUGAUACACAAGAUGUUCUCCCUAUUGAAGAGAAAACCUUCAAGUCCAAUGGUUGGGAUGCUGGAACUAGUUGGGGAACAACGGUCAAAGAAUCUGAAAGAACUGAUGCUAGUGAUGCGUGGGGAACACAAGAUGCCAUCCCUAAAACCUUGAACGAAUCUUCCAAAUUGAGUGGCUGGGAUAAUGCUUCUUCUUGGGGAAAGAAGAUUGUAGCAGUUCAUGAAUCUGGCUUCAGUGGAAAUGAUAACCACCAGGACCAAGGGAGAGCGGAAAGUGAAUGGGGCACACAAGAUGCCAUCCCUAAAAAACCCUUCAAGGAAUCUUCCAAAUCGGGUGGCUGGGAUAAUGCUACUUCCUGGGGACAGAAGAUUGUAGCAGUUCAUGAAUCUGGCUUCAGUGGAAAUGAUACCCACCUGGACCAAGGGAGAGAGAAAAGUGAAUGGGAUAACAAAUCAGGUCAAGAAAAGCCAGUGCAGUCAACAUCUGGUUGGAAUAACAAAGUGAUUGAGGAAAAGGCAGUUCAAUCGACUUGUGGUUGGGAUAAAAAAGCUACUCAGGAAAAGCCACUUCAGUCGACGUCUGGUUGGGUUUCUUCAACUUCUGCAGGCUGGACUAAGGAUGAGUCACCUAUAAUGAAUAGUUCUUGGGACCAACAAAAGUCACCAGACUGUUCACAAGGUUGGGGCUCCCUUAAUGAGUCAAAUCAACCAGCAAGUUCAAGUGGUUGGGAUAUGCCCCUUGGUGAGGAUGGCACUCAAAGUGAAAAGCAGCAUCAGUGGGGACAUUCUAGGGGCUCACGUCGUUGGGCAUCAGAUGCUAGUAAGAAGAAUCGUCCUGUGAAGUCAGCUCGAGUGAUGAAUGAUGAUUCCAGUAUGGCUGCAAUGUAUACUGCUACAAGACAAAGAUUAGACAUGUUUACCUCUGAGGAGCAAGAUAUUCUCUCUGAUGUUGAGCCACUAAUGCAGUCAAUCAGAAAAAUAAUGCACCAGUCUGGGUACAAUGAUGGGGAUCCGCUGUCAGCUGGUGAUCAGUUGUUUGUACUUGAUAAUGUUUUUACUCACCAUCCAGACAAAGCUGUAAAAAUGGGUGCUGGUAUUGAUUAUGUCAUGGUAAACAAGCACACAAAUUUCCCAGAUAGCAGGUGCUUCUAUGUUGUCUCAACUGAUGGUCAUAAACAAGAUUUCUCAUACCGCAAGUGUCUGGACAACUUCAUCAAAGGGAAAUAUCCUGAUUUGGCGGAUGCUUUUAUUGCUAAAUAUUUCAGAAAACCUCGUUCUGGAGGGAACCGCGAGCCAAGUGUUGCUCCAGAGAAUAGUGAGGCAGAGAAUAGGGAGUCGGCUUCGGUCUCUUGAGGUUUUAAUAUUAUUUAGAAAGGUUUAUUUAGAUGCUUUAUUCAUUCCCGACAUCUGCUUCUUUUGAUUUGUAAAUAUUAAGCAGAUGUUAAUGUGUUCAUUCCCCUCAACAACUCUACUUGCAUAGAUCCCAUUAUGAACUGCCCUCUUUUUCCACACAUGAGCAGUUCAUGUUUUUCCUUGUUAUAGUGGUUUAACGGCAGCCCGCUAAUUUCUUACAGAUGGACAGCAAUAGAUCGAUGUUUCUUAGUUCUCUCGAGGAUGCUUCUAAUGUCUAAUCCAUUGUUCGCUUCCAGUUUUCAAUGAUUCUGGACACAAAAUUAGCUAUAAACUACAAUAUCUAUUAUAUAAUAUAUAAUAGUUAAUCUAAUUGUGUUGAUGAAUUGAUUGGUAUGACCUUGCUGUUUAGUUUCCUUACCUUUGAUGCCUAGAGAUGGACUGAACUGUGCACAUGUUUGGUGCUGAAACAUGGAUAUCCCUGAAAAGAGAUGUCCUUGAUCCCUACAUGUUAAUGGAAUAUCUGUACUCCAAUAAUUUUGCUGUUUGGAUAAAGGGUUGAGUUAGAUUUGACAGAAGGAAAAGAAAAAAGAACAAGGAUGGCAUUUGACAUCUUCCUGCCUCAGGCAGAAGUGACCACUGCCAAUUACUACGGAGUGAGGACCCUCGUAAAAGGGUUUCCAUGUAUCAGAAGCAAAUGAUGGGUACUCCCACAGCUUUGCAAUCCUAAAAGCCAUUAAUAGU